AUGGUACCGAGGAAGUGCGAGGCUACCAAGAAGAGACGAUCGACGGUGCAACCUUCGAUCACUAUAGUCGCACUAUUACCGUUCAGUAUAUCUCUGACAUUGGCGUCCCAUCCACCGAGUGAGAGUCUAGGAGAGUGCACCACCAGAAGAUGGGACGGAGUGCUACCACAUGACGUGUCUGCCCUCCUCCUGGGCGGGAUGGGCGUGAUCAAGGAAAGGAGAGGAAUUUUCGACUUUGACUAG
Colletotrichum lupini is the source of this 243-nucleotide messenger RNA. RefSeq lists its product as uncharacterized. NCBI's taxonomy places the organism in Eukaryota, Fungi, Ascomycota, Sordariomycetes, Glomerellales, Glomerellaceae. The record is from RefSeq and is a predicted model, not a curated record. The coding region runs from base 1 to 243 and encodes 80 amino acids. The transcript has a single exon.